CUAGUCUGUUUUUUGAGUAUUUUGGAACAACAUCUGCAAGAAAAAUGUCUCUGUCUGGUAAGGUGGAGGGAGAGGUCGAAAUUAAGGCACCAGCUGAGAAGUUUCGUGAGAUCUUCAGCGGCCGACCACACCAUAUUUCCAAUGUCUCCCCUGACAAAAUACAGGGUUGUGCUUUGCAUGAAGGUGACUGGGGCACUGAGGGCUCUGUCAUCUACUGGGAUUAUGUACAUGAUGGGAAAGCUAAAGUUGCAAAGGAGAUAGUGGAAGCAAUAGAUGAGAAAAACCACUCGGUGACAUUCAAAGUGGUAGAGGGAGAUCUGAUGGAGGAGUAUAAGAGCUUCAAAAUCGUUGUUCAAGCCACACCAAAGAGUGAGGGCAGCGUGGUUCAUUGGACCUUUGAAUUUGAAAAGCUGAGCGCGGAUGUUCCAGAACCCAACACUUUGCUGCAAUUUGUACUUGAUGUCAGCAAAGACAUCGGCUCUCACCUUUCCCAGAAAGAAACUACUGUACGUGUUACAAAAAUGUCUCUGUCUGGUAAGGUGGAGGGAGAGGUAGAAAUUAAGGCUCCAGCUGAGAAGUUUCGUGAGAUCUUCAGCGGCCGACCACACCACGUUUCCAAUGCCUCCCCGGAGAAAAUACAGGGUUGUGCUUUGCAUGAAGGUGACUGGGGCACUGAGGGCUCUGUCAUCUACUGGGAUUAUGUACAUGAUGGGAAAGCUAAAGUUGCAAAGGAGAUAGUGGAAGCAAUAGAUGAGAAAAACCACUCGGUGACAUUCAAAGUGGUCGCGGGAGAUCUGAUGGAGGAGUACAAGAGCUUCAAAAUCGUGGUUCAAGCCACACCAAAGAGUGAGGGCAGCGUGGUUCAUUGGACCUUUGAAUUUGAAAAGCUGAGCGCGGAUGUUCCAGAACCCAACACUUUGCUGCAAUUUGUACUUGAUGUCAGCAAAGACAUCGGCUCUCACCUUUCCCAGUGAUGAUAAAACAAAAAUAUGGCUGUGUUGCAGCACAUGAUCAGUACUGUACGUGUGCAUCUACAUAUAUAUGUAAGUGGUUGAGUGUCUGGGGGUGCAAUGUUCUAUCCUAUAUUAUAUAUAUAUAUAUACACAUAUACAUAUAUAUGCAGUUCUAGUUUCGUGUGGGCAUGCAAUGGGCUUGCUGAAGCCUCCAGGCAUCCGUAUUAUUAUGCAUAUAUGGGUGAUAUAUAUACUAUUUGACUCUGAAUAAAUUAACCUAUAUAUGGCGUUUGGAAUA
Carya illinoinensis is the source of this 1251-nucleotide messenger RNA. Its product is annotated as MLP-like protein 34. NCBI's taxonomy places the organism in Eukaryota, Viridiplantae, Streptophyta, Magnoliopsida, Fagales, Juglandaceae. The record is from RefSeq and is a predicted model, not a curated record. Bases 45 to 974 code for a protein of 309 amino acids. Gene Ontology annotation, biological process: defense response. The transcript has 5 exons.